Drosophila eugracilis is the source of this 312-nucleotide messenger RNA. RefSeq lists its product as uncharacterized. The record is from RefSeq and is a predicted model, not a curated record. The coding region runs from base 124 to 249 and encodes 41 amino acids. NCBI's taxonomy places the organism in Eukaryota, Metazoa, Arthropoda, Insecta, Diptera, Drosophilidae. The transcript has a single exon.
AAACAUAUAAAAAAGUACUUCCCAAGUGGGAAAUCACUUUGUGAAGAUGAUAAGUCAGACCCUAUAAAACGAGCAUUCAAAGCUUCCACAAAACAAUCAAAAGAUUAAAUUCGAAGAAACAAGAUGCAACUGCUGCCAAUCCUUGUGAUCUUUGCUUUAGUCAUCUGUGCCGUCUGCAAGAACCAUGAGGAGUGGGGAGGACACCGACCAAGUGAUUAUGACCCUAGGCCAUAUUCAAGGCGGUUUUGAAUCAAUUGAAAGCUACCGAGUUAAUAAUAAUCAAUGAAAAAUCAAUAAAAUCAAAAACUAGGA